AUUAUUAUAUGGUUAGUGUUAGGAGCAAGUACUGUUUGUGUCCCAUCUUGUAAGUUAUCUAAACACAGCUUUCACCCUUUCUUCCUGUAGCCGGUUUCCGGCAAAACAUGUUUGACGGCGCAUGAAUUCCGUCGAAUCAUGCGGCGUACCCGAGAUCCGGUCCUUCUCCUCACUUACAGAUGAUUCUGUCUCUGAAGCCGGAGAACAGAUAGAAAAUUGCUGAUUUUCUGGUAUUGCGAGAAUCUCAAAUCUUUGUUGCCACAACUCUAUUUACUGUUUUCUCUCUUUUUAUCUGAGGUUAUGGUUUUCCAGUUAAUGUACCAAAUGGGUUUAAGUCCUGUAAAGGGAUGAUUAUAAGGUGGUUACAGAUUUUAAUUGAAGUUCAUAAAUUUGAUGGAAAGAAUACAGAGAUGGAGUUUGGUGGCAUGUACUUUGUGGCUGUGGGUUGCAUAUGAAGGGACUGUGAAGAUUUUUGUAGGGAUUAGCUGCUGAAGGUUUGUUGACAUGACAAAGAAAAUACGCUUGGCUUGUUCCUUGCAGGAGGAUGAAGAGAAAGGGAAUAAUAGCUUUGUGGAAAUGGAUACAAGGGUAGGAGGUAAUGAUGGUUUUCCUAGAAUUGGACCAAAUGAUUCGCUUCUCCCUGGUCUUUUUGAUGAUGUUGCGCUAAACUGUCUUGCUUGGGUUAGUAGAUCUGAUUAUGCUUCACUAGCAUGUAUAAAUAAAAGGUACAACAUGUUGAUUAGGAGUGGGUAUCUAUCCGGGUUGAGGAAGAAGUUGGGGAUUGUGGAGCUUGAGCAUUUGGUUUAUUUGGUUUGUGAUCCAAGAGGGUGGGAGGCAUUUGACCCCAAGAGAAAUAGAUGGAUAACAUUACCUAAAAUACCUUGUGAUGAGUGUUUUAAUCAUGCAGACAAGGAGUCCUUGGCUGUGGGGAGUGAAUUGUUGGUGUUUGGUCGGGAAUUGAUGGAUUUUGCCAUUUGGAAGUACAGCUUGAUUUGCCGUGGUUGGGUGAAGUGUCAGGAGAUGAACCGACCUCGAUGCUUGUUCGCAUCUGGCAGUCUUGGUUCAAUUGCUAUUGUUGCUGGUGGAAGUGAUAAAUAUGGAAAUGUUCUUGAAUCCGCCGAGUUGUAUGACUCUUCUUCAGGUACAUGGGAACUUUUGCCGAACAUGCACACACCACGUAGAUUGUGCUCUGGUUUUUUCAUGGAUGGCAAGUUCUAUGUGAUCGGUGGCAUGUCAAGUCCUACUGUUUCAUUGACUUGUGGAGAAGAGUAUGAUCUUAAGACAAGAAACUGGCGGAAAAUAGAGGGUAUGUAUCCAUAUGUUAAUGGGGCUGCUCAGGCUCCUCCACUUGUGGCAGUUGUGGAUAAUGAGUUAUACGCAGUUGAGCAUCUUACCAACAUGGUGAAGAAAUAUGACAAGGAAAAUAACAGUUGGAGUGAAUUGGGAAGACUUCCAGUUCGGGCCGAUUCUUCAAAUGGAUGGGGCCUGGCUUUCAAGGCUUGUGCAGAGAAGCUUCUGGUUGUGGGUGGGCAAAGGGGUCCAGAAGGUGAAGCUGUUGUACUGAACUCAUGGUGUCCUAGGACAGGGGUCAGGAAUGGAACCAUAGAUUGGCAAGUACUUGGUGUUAAGGAGCAUGUCGGGGUGUUUGUUUACAAUUGUGCUGUUAUGGGAUGGUCUGGUGAGAUGCUUCUUGAUUGACUCAGCACAAGAUUUGCUGGUAUCUACAAUCUGACUUAGCUUUGAGGGGUGCUUCCUAGUUCAUUCAUCUCAUUUACUAAGCUAAUUGUCUGAGACUGAGAAUUCGGGUUUCUACUUUUGACUUCUUAAAAUUUGGAUGCGUUUCUCCCUUUCAUGAUCCACAAUUUUUAUUUGCUUUCAACAUUACUUAGUAGGCUUACACGGAUAUGUUCUGGUAUCCUUUUCUUAUCCAACUAUGUAAACCAAUAAAUCAGUUUUAUUUUUUAAUACUUCAAUGCUCAUUCUUUGCUUUA
Vigna radiata var. radiata (mung bean) is the source of this 1991-nucleotide messenger RNA. RefSeq names its product F-box/kelch-repeat protein At5g60570. Gene Ontology annotation, cellular component: nucleus. NCBI's taxonomy places the organism in Eukaryota, Viridiplantae, Streptophyta, Magnoliopsida, Fabales, Fabaceae. The transcript has 2 exons. The record is from RefSeq and is a predicted model, not a curated record. Gene Ontology annotation, molecular function: protein binding. Bases 505 to 1698 code for a protein of 397 amino acids.